AUUAAAUGGUUUAGUAUGUUUCUGGUAGUAGAAAUAGUCAAUGAUAAGGGCGAAAAGGAGUGGAAGGUAGCACCCAAACGAUGGGUGUGCACAACGAAGAACUCCCGGCGAACGGUUCUGUUGUGGCCACGUGAAAUGUUAGCUGAACGGCAAAUGCACCUGGCCAAAGAGGGAGUAUGCAAACCGAUGAAAAGUUGGAGCCGGCAGGAAUGUAUCGUGAGGCAAGAGUGUUCGACCUACGAUGGGGCAAAUGCUGCAUUGCAAAUACAGCAACAGUCUGAAGUACACCUUAAAUCCAUGGGCGCAUCCGGCGUAGUAGCACCGGAGCCAUCAGCAAAACAAGACCUUCCGGAGACUAAAACAUCAAUGCUGGCCUCUAUUAAGACGAUGGUGGAAUCUCUAACGAAAAGACAUGCGUGCAUCGAACAGCUAAAUGCUCGAAUCGUUAAGCAAAAUGCUAAAAUUGAAGCGCAAAAUAUUCGUAUAGAAAAUGAGAGCGUUGAUUUAAAGAAAACCCUACAAGUAAUGCAUAAAAAGCUUGCCACACUUGGUUCGCAUCAGACCCAUACUGAAGAUUAUUCAACGCAAAGUUCAUCAUUUUACAUUGAGCCGUCGAGAACCUUUGUGGAGCUAAAUGACUUAGAAAACAUGUUGAAUGAUGAGGCGUUUCAAUCGAAAAUGGUUGCAUAUGCGGCAUUGGAACAACAGCGGCUGUUAGCAAAUCAGAGCUUACCUGAAAAGUCAUGGACUACUCUCGGAUGUGUUGUUAAACGCAAAUUUAAAACAAUUGAAGAAGUGAAUGCAGCCAUAGAGGACAUGUCUGGUAUGUCUUCGAGCAGCAUGUCGCCUGGACCUAUGCCCGUCCAGAAAAAAAAUAGGACGAAGAAAGUGGACUUCAAUCAUGAAAUCAGAGAAAUAGACCGCUUGACUCAACCACGGAUCGAACCAUCUGCCAAUACAUCCAUUAUAACAGCCUCAGCAGACACAGCAUAUCCGACGACAACAAGAGAACGGACAAGUACACCAACAAACACCAUGGAAGAUAUUUGCAACAGAUUACAAGAAAUAACAACCAGCCAACAGCAAAUACAAGCCAGCAUGAAUAUGCUGACGAACAGAAUAGCCCGCAUGGAAAAAUCAGUGGCUGAGGCCUUGGCAAUUUUUCCAACCAUUUUGGAGAAAAUUGAAGCGCAACCGAGUCGAAAGGAGCCAAAAUUUUCAUUCAAUCCUAUUGGUUCUAUUAAAGAGCUGGAAGAAUUAGAAGGAAGGCUUAACGAGGAAAAUUAUAAACAAGCGAUGAUAAAUUGGCUCGAAUGGAACGUUAAUGGGGAACGCUCGGAAAAGCGAAUGGCCAAAAGCUUAGAUUUGUUGUUCUCCGAAGCAAUGCAAGCAAAAUGCACUUGGUCCGGUGUUUCGCGAGGUGGGAAUGAUCGAAUUGCUUUGCAGCGUAGGCGAAACAUUAAACAUAUUUUUAGAGUAAUAGGCACUACUGAAAAUGAAAAGGUUAACGAUAAAAUGGUCGCAAAGUUUCUAAUUAAUAGGCUUAGAAACGCUAAGAGACGUAUAUUGUGGAACGGCCGGAAUGGGACGGGUGCCUGA
This is a messenger RNA of Anopheles aquasalis, 1599 nucleotides long. RefSeq lists its product as uncharacterized. NCBI's taxonomy places the organism in Eukaryota, Metazoa, Arthropoda, Insecta, Diptera, Culicidae. The record is from RefSeq and is a predicted model, not a curated record.